Molecule: messenger RNA, 2651 nt
Organism: Pseudomyrmex gracilis
Lineage: Eukaryota; Metazoa; Arthropoda; Insecta; Hymenoptera; Formicidae
Gene: qsm
Exons: 8
Coding region: 350-1576 (408 amino acids)
Source: RefSeq, a predicted model, not a curated record
GUCUCUCGCGUGCUCGCACGGGGAACAUCGCUUGCCGCGCUCUCAUCAAGGCCCAUUACGGACGGUCCCCGGGGGCUUUUCACCGACAACGUAAAAUCCUGCUUUCGCUAACGCGGGUUUCUCACCGUCGGACACGCGGACGGUGAGAAGAGAAUCGCUUCUGCGUAAAGCCCCGCGCGCGCGCGUUCAUCUAAAUGAGAGUUCCUCGCGGAUAAUACGAAAAUACUCCUCUCUCUCCUUCCUUCUCUCUGUACACCUCCUUUCUUUCCUUCUCUCCCUUUUUUAUUUACCUGUCCUCGACGCGUAUCGCGAUUAUAUACGGGCGUUUCGUAAUUAUCGGAGAAUCGACAUGGCCGACCGUUUCUGGAGACUGGCCCUGUGCUGGAUAUGCAUCGUCGGGUCUGCACGCGCCAAUGUGCAAAGUAAAGUAAGAUGCACCGAGCAGAUGAUGGAGGUGGACAUAGUGAGGAGUAGUCCGCAGGCGAAGAUAUACCUACAACAGUUCAAAGAUUUUCCAGAUGAGGCUUGCAAGCCGCAGCUUCACGACGGCGUUGCCACGUUCAAAUUGUCGCUGCUCGAACAGGACAUGCUGCGAUGCGGCAUCACGAGAGUCCUCAACAAAGUCACGGGUCAAAAGAUGUACUAUCAUCGUGUAAUAGUGGAGGAGCCGGCGGAUUCCAGCAAACACACGUUCACCGUGAAAUGCGUAAUCACCGAAGUUGUCGUGGAGCCAGAAAUCGCCAUCGCGGCCAAUCACACGGCCGUACGGCGGAGCGUUCUUCCGGCGGGCUUUCAGGAACCCGAAGUUCUCGACAUACGUGAAGAAAUUUCGGGAGCGGCGCCAGUGCCGAUUCUCGGGGUCGGAGUCCGGCAAGGUGGAACUCUGGUGACCGGAGAACUUAACGUUAGUCCCGGCACACCGUUGCAGAUGGAAAUAUUUUUGGACAAUGACUCGGCGCCGAUCUACGGGCUGCUGGUGACUUACAUGUUGGUCACCGACACGAAGUCGCAGGAGGAAACUAUAAUCAUAAACGGAUGUUCCGUCGAUCCGUACUUGUUCGAAAACUUCAACACCGUAGACGGUGACUUCCUGACGGCGAAGUUCCGAGCCUUCAAGUUUCCGGAAAGCACCUACGUCCAGUUCCGCGGUACCGUUAACGUCUGCUUGGAUAAAUGUCCGGGGAUCGAAUGCAGCAACGGCCAGGUCGGUUUCGGCAGAAAGAGACGGGCCAUUGAGAUGUCAAACACCGACAAGAACAAAUUGUUCGAGGUAACCAUGUCGACGUUCAUCAAGGUCGAUUCCGCGGAUGAUGUCAUGAUCGAUCAAGUGCUCUCGGAGUUCAUCAGGAAGGGUAGAAACAGGACGCACACAAAGGAGAGAGCGGUGAUCGCCGAGGAAGUCAAGGACCAGUCCGGUCCGACGACAAUCAGGACGCACGAGAGAGCAUUUCUCGCGGAAGAGAUCAAAGAACAGUUCAAGUACAAGGUCACCGAGGUGCUGCUCAAUUGUUCGUCGUGUAGUGCGAUGAGCAUGUGUCUCUUCUUGAUACUCCUUUGCGUUCACAAACUCUUGUAGAACGACGAAAUGUUUUUUUUCUUUACAGACGAGAUUCGUAACUGUAAAUAGUACGCAGUCUCCGAGACAAAAGUGCGACAAACAAAAUAACAAUACUAAUAACGAUCGCUUCCGAGAACGAUAGUUAACUUGCUCAAUAAUCGAAAUUUCGAUUAUGAUAACAACGGGAGUCACAUGUAUAUAUGAUAUACACAGGUGAUUACUGAUUGUAUAGGUGUGAAAAUAUAAGGAAAUUUUUGAUACUAACAAAUGUAACAUAAUUUUCAUCUUUUACAAACAAAAAAUUUGGUUUCUAAACAAAAAAUGUAAAAUUGUCGUAAAUUGUAUAAAAUAUACACACUGUGACAUUAAAAUUUAACUCAAACGUAAAAUGCGAACGAAUUCGGCAAAAUCGAGUUAAAAAUAAAAUUCAGAGAAAGCUUAAAAAGAAAGUUAAAUCUUGGCAUUAACGUAAGCACGACAUACAUAUAUCUAUAUUCAUAAAAUUUCUCCGUUCUGCGACCGCCAAAUUUUCAAUCACAACAUUUUUUCCGUUUUUAUUAUUUAUCAUUUUCUUGUGUGUAUUAUGCAUCUCGCAAGUGACGCACUUUUUAAAGCAACUGCCAAAAGAAAAUGGGCCUUUGCGAGCGGAGAAAACCGAAGAAACCUAGUCGCGCGACGAGGUGUAAUAUUGCAAUGCAAUUUAAUUAAUUAUUAAGAGUAUUACUAUUAAUUGCGUAUUCAUAUAUAUACAAACGGUAAACCGUCGUAGAACGUGGAAUCAAUUUCCUCCGUGUUAUACGAGAGUUUAUUAAACUCAGUCUAAAAUUAUUAUACUUAAAUAUAUAUAUAUAUAAGUGUAAAAUAAUUAUUGAUUAAUUAAAACGAUAGCUGACAAUUACGCUUUGACCAGUAGUUACGAUUUUCUCCCGAUUGUUUACAUAUAACUGUUUACAAAACCAUUUACAAUUAAUUACGAGAUAUAUAUACAGGAACAGGAAAGGACAAAGAAAACCUCAUUCAAGAUACAAAUAACAUCAUUUCUACCAUGAUGGUAUAAUAGUAUAAAAUGUAACAAAACAUAUAUUUGGAAUGU